UAACCCCGCACUUAUCUGUUUUUGCAAACAAACUGUUCAGUUGUUAAUUAUGACAAGAUUUUUUAAAAUAUAUGGAUACAAUACAUUAUAUAUUUGUAUGUGUACAGGUAUAUUGACUGUAUAGACUGCGCAUUUCGUUGAUAAUGUCGGUGAAUAGGCGCAGGGGUUACGUGCGGUGUGGGAUGGGCCACUGCUGCAGUCACGCGCACUCACUCCGGUGUGGGAUUGAUCGAGCACGCGCAGCUCACACACAUUCACUUAUCAUCUCCCAGUGAACGAAUGUUGCACUCGAGCAUAUAGAAUGAGCUGAUCUCUCCAUCUACGACCUGCACAGACGAUAUAUUAGCAAACCAAUAAUGAGUCAAACUGAGUUGGAAAUGCCAGGGCCGAGUGUGAGCCGACCUAAACGCAACAUAAAAAGGAGGAGGUGGGGGGGUCUGAGGCAGCGGUGGAAAAUGCUGGGUCUCUUUGAGAUCGACCAGCAGCACGAGUUCUACAGCCUCACAUGUAUGAUGAAAGAAGGACUUUGCGCUGCCAUUCAAAACACCAUUGACAACCCUUUACCUGAAGAGCUAUCUGAAGAUGACUACAAUCUUGAGGUUACGCAAAUCCAUAAGGACUUCAUAAUGGAGACUUAUGCCGGUCCAGUUUUCGCCAGUUUGCGACGCUCUCUGGGGAUGACAGAGAAGGAAUAUCAGCAGUCCCUCUCCUCUGAAAGCAGCUAUCUGCAAUUCAUCAGCAAUUCCAAGAGCAAGGCUGACUUUUUCUUGACUAAUGAUAAGCGGUUCUUCUUAAAGACACAGAGUAAAAGGGAAGUCCGUUUUCUCUUGUCUAUCUUGAGAAUCUACAUGGAGCAUCUGGAGAAGUAUCCACAUUCCCUGCUUGUCAAAUUUUUAGGUGUUCACAGGAUCAAAAUUGCUCACCAGAAGAUGAAAUACUUUAUUGUGAUGCAAAGUGUCUUCUACCCAGAUGAAAGAAUCACUGCACGGUAUGAUAUUAAAGGUUGUGAGGUGAGCCGGUGGACAGCCCCAGCCCCUGAAGGCAGCCACAUGAUUGUUGUAUUAAAGGAUCUCAAUUUUGAGGGACAGUUCAUUAACCUAGAUCAACAGCGCCUUUGGCUUUUGCGUCAGGUGGAGAUUGACACAGCCUUUCUUCAGACGCUCAAUGUGUUGGACUAUAGCCUCCUGCUGGCCCAUCACCCCUUACAGCAGGAUGAGCUAAGCCAGAAUCUCACUUUCGAAACACUCGUCAAGCGCACCAAAAAGUCUGUUAAUGCAACCUCCAGUCCUACACAUGUUGCUACAGCCACUGUUCCUGACGUGGUGGCAAAGGAUGACUCCAUCCUCUUCUCCUCGGAACUAAAUCGUUCGACAUCACAGGGUCACGCAACAGAAAUGCACUGUUGCAAUAAUAGAAGUUACGAGGGAGAAAGCAUCGAGCAGCCUAGCAGAACAGGAGCAGAAUCAGCCGAUCUACAAGUGUUCCAGGCCCAGAACCGAAGGCUUCUUCCCAAUUUCAAGAACCCACUUCAUGUCAUUGAUGGACCAGAGCAGCGUUACUUUAUCGGGAUCAUUGACAUCUUCACUGUUUAUGGUUUCAGAAAGAAGCUUGAGCAUCUGUGGAAAAGACUCAGAUAUCCACGGCAAACAUGCUCAACAGUGAGUCCUCCAGCCUACUGUUAUAGGCUAUGCCAGUGGGUUCAGAAUCAUAGCAUGACAGAAUCAAAGCAUGACAGAAGUGUGCACAGUACUUAGACACCUGAGCCAUACAUACCUCAUUAUAUAAACAGGCCAAAACUGUAGAAAUGAACAGAAUGUACAUUUGAGCGUGUCUGCUUUCAGAGUAUGUCUUUGAACAACUAUUUGUUCAAAUAAAACUAUCCCAAUGCAAGUACUUAUGGAAACACUGAUUCUUCUUGAAAAACACAGUUUCAAGUAACUGCAUCUAUAUUUUCCCAUUGAAAAAUGAUAGGUAUACAAGUAUAAAGAAUACAAGUCAGAUGUGUAUACUUUCUCCUAUUCCAUUUCUUAUUUUUUGAUGGCAUUUACAAAUCUGGCUUCAAUAUUUAAAUUUCACAUGCGACCGGUACUUGAAGCCCCUUUUCAUCUGUUCUGUCUUCUAUACGGCAUUGAUUCUGCCAGGCAACAAAAAAAGAGUCAAUACAAGUGCAGCUCUCACCCUUUAAGGUGCUUUGGGAAGGAGACACAAACUGUAAGAGCGUUCUGUCA
This is a messenger RNA of Triplophysa dalaica, 2228 nucleotides long. RefSeq names its product phosphatidylinositol-4-phosphate 5-kinase-like 1 (gene pip5kl1). Lineage: Eukaryota; Metazoa; Chordata; Actinopteri; Cypriniformes; Nemacheilidae. Gene Ontology annotation, molecular function: phosphatidylinositol kinase activity. The coding region runs from base 357 to 1754 and encodes 465 amino acids. Gene Ontology annotation, biological process: phosphatidylinositol metabolic process. The transcript is spliced from 10 exons. The record is from RefSeq and is a predicted model, not a curated record.